AUGGCAAUCGUCAAUGCAAAUGCAAAUGCAAAUUUGAAAGCCAGGCUUUCAAAACGCAAGCCCAACCGCGAAAAAAGAAAAGUAAGAGCAAGGGUCGAACGUGCACAUCCAGCACCCAAAUGCAAUGCAAAACCUAUCCACUCGCUCUUUACGACAAUCGAAACGCUUACCAAAACGAUUCCACAAAAUAUUCGCACAGUUUACGAUAUUCUCCGAUGUCCGGGAUACAAGACUUGGGCCCAGCAUGCCCGUAACAUCGACGAUCUUCGGCUUGCUCUAGAUGAUCCUUCUUGCAAUUGCCAAGGACGCAGGACGCGGGUUAGAAAACGUACGUCUAGGACAGGGAGUGAAACACAAAGAUGGAAUUCUGUUAACUCGUCAUUUCCUACCCUAGUUAUCGAGCAAGCAUGGAAGCAGAUUGAAGAUCCUACGGCAAAAGAAAUGUAUGAUAAAUUUGGAGGGAAGAAUGGGUAUGCGAGCCCAUUUCCUUAUGAGGGCGUACCUGUCUACAGGCACCCACCAGGUGUUCUAGAGAACGAGGCGCCCGAAGCGUACCCCUAUCAUACGUGGGACCCUGCGUUGCGUAAUGUUGCGGGGACGAGUAUUACCUGGGCGAUCGAUCGAGCGGCGGAUAGUUUGUUUUGUCGAAAGAGGCAAAAUACUUUUUGGACCAGUUUGUCACAGGGCCUACUAGGUGAUACUAAACUUUGGGCUGAAGUAAAAGCAUCUGCAAACAUCUACUACCAAGCAGCUACUCUACCAGCAAAUCACCAUCCCCGGGAGGAUCUUUACCAAGAUCUCCACGUGGCCACCUUACGACGUCGGUGUACUCUCAAUCCCCCUCCACACCUUCAAAUUGCCAGUCUACAACGACAACUCCUUCCGGAUGGGCCAUACCUUGAACUCUGCGAUGUGACGCCCGAGCUCUGGCAAAUUAUUGCUGACUGUUUCGGCAUCGAACUCAUCGUCAUCCACAAUAAUGACUCCUCCGACCCGGCCAAAACCCUUAGAAAGCGCGUAUUAACCCGCGGGAGCCAUAAUGCCCGUCAGAUUUUCAUGCUACUGGAUGUGGACGGUGAGUAUGUCCCCCUCCGUCCCAUGGUGUCAGAUCGUGCCAAUUGGAGAUAUACGGCGCAUAUGCCCAAGCCAGGGAAGACAUUUGAGGAGACCAUGAGGAGGAGUGGUGAGAUUAGAAGUCCGUGUGUGAAGCUUGAUGGGACGGGUUUGCCGAUUGAGCCGUAUGAAGGGAUUCAAAAGAUAGGAGCAUCAAGGAAGAAAGAGGAUAAGGGGAAGAAGACAAUGUAUCAGGAGCCAUGGUGGGUUCCCGAGAUGUUGGUCGCUGAGUUCUGGGGCGCGCAGGUGGAUGAGGAGAGGGUUAAAGAUUACCUGGAUACGGAUGCUUGGUGUUGA
Molecule: messenger RNA, 1410 nt
Organism: Venustampulla echinocandica
Lineage: Eukaryota; Fungi; Ascomycota; Leotiomycetes; Helotiales; Pleuroascaceae
Exons: 2
Coding region: 1-1410 (469 amino acids)
Source: RefSeq, a predicted model, not a curated record